GUUAAUCUUUAACUUGUUUGCUUGCUAUUAAGUGGGAGAAAGUUUUCUGUGAUUAAGUAAGAAAACGUUUUCAUUUUUCUUUUAGGUGUGAUAGAGUUUAAAAUGCUUCUGAUAAUUCUGAUACAACUUCUGAUCAUUGUAACAUCAGGAAAUGCCCAGGCAAACACAACUGUAGCACCUACAGCAAGAACCGGGGCAGCCACAACUGCUGGUGCCAAUGCAACCGCUGGUGCUACAGCAACUGCUGGUGCCAAUGCAACCGCUGCUGCGGCGACAACCGCUGCUGCCAUUACGACCGCUGCUGCAACCAUGACUACACGGAUAACGACAAACUCGACAAACACUAACACCACUGCCACCAACAUUGCCGCUGCUACACACGCUGGGAUCAUGCACAUGAGCAGUUUGGCUUUCUGUCACCUCAGUGUUGUUCUCUUCAAGUUCUUCUUUACGGUGUGACUUGGCUGUACUGUUUUUAUCUGUUUUUACAGAAUACAGUUAUUGUUACUCACAUAUUAUAUAAUUUAUGUAUAAACAUA
Messenger RNA from Toxotes jaculatrix (banded archerfish), 539 nucleotides. RefSeq names its product eukaryotic translation initiation factor 3 subunit D-like. The coding region runs from base 103 to 459 and encodes 118 amino acids. The transcript has 2 exons. Lineage: Eukaryota; Metazoa; Chordata; Actinopteri; Toxotidae. The record is from RefSeq and is a predicted model, not a curated record.